Molecule: messenger RNA, 846 nt
Organism: Zasmidium cellare ATCC 36951
Lineage: Eukaryota; Fungi; Ascomycota; Dothideomycetes; Mycosphaerellales; Mycosphaerellaceae
Exons: 3
Coding region: 1-846 (281 amino acids)
Biological process (GO): mitotic sister chromatid segregation
Cellular component (GO): chromosome, centromeric region; chromosome passenger complex; spindle midzone
Source: RefSeq, a predicted model, not a curated record
AUGGCUGGAAUCACACAGUCGCAAAAGCAAGCGCUAACUGACAACUUGCAACUCGAGAUCACCGAGCGAGCCCGCAAGCUCAGGGCGCAGUAUGCGUUGCAGGCCCAAGGACUCCGCACGCGUUUAGAGAUGCGCGUCAACAGAAUUCCACAAGCCCUGAGGAAGAGAAACAUUCAAGAGGUAUUGGACGAGCAUGCUUCAAAGUCCAGACCUGCACCACCACCUCCCAUGCCAGUCGCCUCUAAGGCACAUCAAUCACACACGGCCCAACAAGCGCAGACAGCGCCAGCUCAAAAGACACAGCCUUCGAAGAAGAGAAAGAGCGAUGAGAUCUCGACCGGCGACGACAAGGAAAACAUACCGUCAAACCCAGCGUCAGAGCUUGCAAACCCAAAGAAACGCACCAAGACAACAGGAGCAGUCGCCAACUCGAAAGCGACUCGCACCGCAUCCCGCAAGGCCGGACCUGCCCGCGUUCUGUCUCCAAAAUCCCACAACUCUCGGACCUUACCCCAAUCGCCAAUCAAGCCCUCCACGCUAUCACCAGAGAAAGCCCUACCUGCACAACCCCAACUCUCUGCACAGCCGGCACCAGCUAAACGCUCGACACGCGCACCGAGUCGACAGACGAAACGUGCUGGGGCGGCCACUGACGGCACGGAGGGCAGGACCAGCGAAGCCAGCAACUCAAGUGCCGGCACCACCAUCAUCACGAAGUCAGGAAAGAGAAAGCAGCCACCCGCGCCCAAGAAGACGACUACCGCGAAAGCCGCUCCGACAGGAAAGAAGCCUGCGGCUGUCAAGCAAGAUGUGCCUGGACGCACUCUGCGUAAGAGGAAUCCAUAA